Molecule: messenger RNA, 1544 nt
Organism: Serinus canaria (Common canary)
Lineage: Eukaryota; Metazoa; Chordata; Aves; Passeriformes; Fringillidae
Product: class I histocompatibility antigen, F10 alpha chain-like
Exons: 8
Coding region: 230-1306 (358 amino acids)
Biological process (GO): immune response
Cellular component (GO): external side of plasma membrane
Source: RefSeq, a predicted model, not a curated record
GGCCCGGCAGUUCAGCACAGCCCGGCCCGGGGGUCCCGCAGAGCGCGGCCGUGGAGGGUCCCAGACAGAUCCCCGAGGGAUCCAGGGGGAGUGCCAGGAGGGAAUCCAGGCGAAUUCCCUGGAAUUCCCCCUUUUCCCCUACCCCUUUUCCCCUCCCCCGCGCUCCCUCGGGCACUUUCGCUUUCGCGUCUCUCCGGCUGCUCCACAACCGCGAUCAGGGACGGCUGCGAUGGCUCCAGCGCUGGGGCUGGGGCUACUCUGGGGGCUCCUGGGACUCCUGGGGAACCCGGGGGGCGCGACCAAAGUUCUCCACUCUCUGCGUUACCUGAAAUUGGUGGUGUCAGAGCCCAGCCCAGGGGUCCCCCAGUUCUUGGCCACCGGGUUCAUGGAUGGGAUCCCCUUCGUGCGCUACGACAGCGAGCGGGGCUGGGCGGAGCCGCUGACGCAGUGGAUGAAGGACAGAGCCGAGCCAGGAUAUUGGGAGGAGGAGACCCAGAAGUUUGUGGAACACCAGCACACAUUUGUCAAAGACCUGGAGACACUGCGGGAGCGGUACAACCAGAGCAGGGGUCUCCACACGAGGUUGCGAGUUUCUGGCUGUGACCUUCUGUCCGAUGGGAGCAUCCGUGGAUCCCACAUGGAUGGCUACGACGGGCGGGAUUUCAUCUCCUUUGACCUGGAAUCCGGGAGAUUCGUGCCGGCCGACAGCGCUGCUGAGAUCACCAGGAGGCGCUGGGAAAAGGAAGAGGUGGCUGAGAGGCGGACGAAUUACCUGAAGCACGUCUGCCCGGAAUGGCUCCGGAAAUACGUGGGAUAUAGGGAGAAGGAGCUGGAGCGCAAAGAGCCCCCUGAUGUCCAUGUAUCUGGAAAAGAGGAACAUGGGACGCUGAUCCUGUCCUGCCACGCGUACGGAUUCUACCCCAAAACCAUUGCAGUCAGCUGGAUGAAGGGGGGUGAUACCUUGGAUCAGGAGACGGAGCGGGGCGGGAUCGUUCCCAACAGCGACGGCACCUUCCACACCUGGGCCAGGAUCGAGGCGCUGCCGGAGGAGCGGGAGCAGUACCGGUGCAGGGUGGAGCAUCCCGGCAUGCCAGAGCCCAGGAUCUUCGCUUGGGAGCCGACAUCUGGCGGGAAUCUCACCGUGGUGGUCGCUGUGUCCGUCAUCGCUGCCAUCCUCAUCCUCAUCAUCCUCAUCGGAUUCGGCGUCUGGAAGCUCCAAUCCGGGAGGAGGGACAGGAGUGGAUACAACCCAGCAGCCGGGAAGGAUGUGGGAACCAAUGGCUUGGCCACAGGAAUCACUGCCUGAGCGAUCCAUAGAGCUGGAUCCAGCCCCCUCCCUCUUCCCAGGAAAGCUGAGAGCUGCCAGCAGAGCUCAUCCCACUGCUCCCACCCACCCCACAGCUCUUGCUAACGGAUCCAUUUUCCAACGGGAGUAUUUGUGGUUCUUGCUUUAAAGGCAAGAACCACAAAUGCUCACAGUGCUUCACUUCUGGUGUGAAAUUAUUCUGCUUUGGGCAAUAAAUCCUCCUUUGGGCAAUAAAUCC